ACUACGCCCUCACAUCACCCCUCGUCCUUGUCAUCUACCUCCACCCACCUCAGGCAGAGGCAAGGCAAACACAGGUCUCUGUUCUUCGCCGCCCAAGGAGAAUCCACCAGACGGACCAAGGCGAACGAAGAACCCCCUCGCCGUAGAGCUGGUCGACGGCGGUGAGGCUUGUCCUUCUCCGUCAGUCUGGCAGGGUAACAUCCCAAGUAGGGCAAGAGAUCUUGCUUUCAUUAUCUAGGUUUUUCAUUCAAGGGUGGAUUAGUCGUAGAGGGCGAAGAUGUCUGACUUAUUUAGCGGGAUCCAAGCAGCUAUGGUUAUCAAUCGAGUAGAGAAUAGUGAGCAGUCACCUGAAGAUUGGAACAGCGACUGUGAUGGAUCCGGUGGUUCAACAGUCGGUCAUGUGCUUGCCCCCACUGCUAAGCACGAUUACAUAUCCAUAGACUUCUGGGCUGCACUGAGUGAUAUCAGCAAGAUAAAGGAUUGGAAUUGGGGAGGAUAUGUACUCAAGAAUCUGUUCCAAGCUGUUAAGAAGUUCAAUGCAGAUGUGUCCAAGAGAAACCCAACCGUCCACAUAGUUGGUUGUCAUCUGUUCCUGCAGCUUUUCGUACUAGACAGCCUUGAUCUUGGUGUUCUAAACAUGCUGCGAGACGUGACGCCGCGGAUAGGUCUGUACGAAUAUGAUUUGAUGAAGAAGAUGGUGGACAAAAUUACAGUUAAUGUUGGCGCCGGUGAAGUUUCCUACCACGGUGCAAUGGUACGGACCGAGCUGUUAGUGAGCAAUCUUAUUGGCUUCCCUUCUAAGGAAACUUUCACAGCGAAAGUAGCAAAGCCGGCGCCCAGAAGGGCAAAUGCCACAUGCGCGCCGAUGUUGCGAAGUAGUUAUACCAAAACCGGGCCGCAGGAGUUUUCAAAUUACAUACGAACACGGUACCCAAGCAUUUCAGCAGAGAAGCUUGGUAUACUUCUGCGGGAGCAGAACGCCCGUGGCCUAGCAAGCAUAUCAGAAAUGCGUCAAGUGUUCCAGUCCAAUAUGUUUACUUUCACAGACAAGCUUAUGGCAUGCUUAGUAGAUAGUUGCACUUGUUGCAAGGCACAUGGGAACAAAAAGUGCAUCUUGGAAAAGGACGGCACAAACACUUGUGAUGCACCGCCUCAUGUACCAACUCACCAAACUCAAUUCAGCACCCCAUUAGUCAGCAAGAUAGGUCCUCGACUACCAGCACCAGGCAACCCUGCAGGUUGCCUAUCUGCCAAUAGUUCCGCGGCUAGGAAAAGGGAUGGAAGUUUAUCAUCAAGCGUACAGUCGGGCACAGCAAAGAAAACAUGUUCACGUGAGGCGCAGAAUGUCCUCGCCGCAACACCAACAUAUGGGCAAGAACCACUCAACCAAAUUGCCAUAUCCCAGGAUGCAAGCCUCAAUGAAAUUGCAAGCAAGAUCGUUGCAUUUUACGACGACCUUACAGCCAUCUUGGUUACUUACUAUGCUGAGAUGCGGCCAGCCCCCGGGUUCAUAUUGUUUGGAUCAACCACCGAUGGAGCACAUGUGAAGAUCGAUCUACCUCAAUGCAAUUUUGGAAGAGAUCCGUGGGUAGCUGGAUCAGUCCCAGUACCACCAAAUCCAACUGUACUCAGGGCCAUAAGAGACUGGAUGACUGCAGCCUCGAUGCUAAACCUUGAGAGGAAAUGGAUCAUGCAUCCUAAGCCAAAACUCAUAGCAUUAGAGGGGGUUGAAAUCCAACGUCAACUUGCAUCUAACGAUGCAAUGACCCAUGAGAUGGCUAAAGCUAUUUUCCGCGGGCUUGGCCAGAUUGACUCGUUUUUCUCAAAGGACACUCCUGGACUGAUAUGGAGGAAAUUCCUCGAGCCUGACUUUGCUACAACUGUUUUGGCGAAUGCCGACCCAUUGACUGUACACUCAAUUAGGGCUAGCUUCCAAAAAGGAACAGCAUCCUGCAAUCCAGCUUCGUGCCGAAUGUGGUACUUCCCGACGAUACUACCUGAUUGUUGGACUGUAUAUGCAUUUGAUAUGCUGCGGAAAAGAAUCAUCGUAUUCGACCCAGCAGUUGGGCCAUUUGGGUAUAGCAAUCGGCGAGUCAGCAUGCAUGAAUUUGUUAGCAACAAACUGCAUGCCGCGUUGUUCACAUGCCUCCAGAAUUUUUUCAGCUCUUGGCAUUGUGAAUCAAGCCACUGGGGGCGCAUUUUUCGGAUCAUAAUGAGGGAAAACAUUGAGAAAGAGCAGACCGGGCUGUGCGCCACCUUUUUUGCAUGGAAUUAUGACGGCGACAAACUGUAGACACGACUGAACAAAGACACGCUCGCAUCACAUAGCAGCUUGAUGAUCUACGAACUAAUGAGGAUGCAAGGCAACCAAACUCCAGUGGCAAACGACGCCCUUGAAGCUGUCAAAGGAUCGUUCAUUGCUCUUUAGAAAAACUUACCUUUCUUUGAACGUCCCUAACUAUUGGAAAAACCUCUCUAUCUGGUUUGUAACAAUCAGUUAGGAAAGACCUGGACCAAAACUAUGUCUGAUUAUCGACUCCCUCUUAUUGUAUUAGAUGCGAAUC
Triticum aestivum (bread wheat) is the source of this 2564-nucleotide messenger RNA. RefSeq lists its product as uncharacterized. Bases 278 to 2293 code for a protein of 671 amino acids. The transcript is spliced from 12 exons. The record is from RefSeq and is a predicted model, not a curated record. Lineage: Eukaryota; Viridiplantae; Streptophyta; Magnoliopsida; Poales; Poaceae.